Molecule: messenger RNA, 2358 nt
Organism: Cuscuta epithymum
Lineage: Eukaryota; Viridiplantae; Streptophyta; Magnoliopsida; Solanales; Convolvulaceae
Source: the annotation of a GenBank genome assembly
UAAUGUUCUCGUGUAAAAGCUCAAAUGCUGAAUGGGAUGGGGUAAACAACUAAACAUCACCCUUUUGAGGGUGAACAAAUUUAAGAGCCCAAUUUGUCCCUCGUGCCAAAGUUUGACACAUCGGCAAAAUCAACCGAGCAUAGUUCUGAAUCUUGAUUCAGCAAUUCAUCAUCAACUGAAUUCCGCCAACGAACCUCCUCUGAAAUUCGAACACGAGCAGCAAUCUGUACGAGGAACACAUAGCAAUUGUUGUUUACCUUCAGAGUUGGAAACUAGCAAUUUUACUCUCCCCACCUCCAAAGAAGAGGCUCAAAUGACUUAGGGUUUACAGUGAAUCACCCACAGCUCAACCUAGAAACCAACGUGAUAAAGCAGGGACAAUGGCAUUUUGGAGCCGAUUCAAGGAAUCUCAGAUCAGGGUCUUGUCAAACGGACUAAAAAGAUUCCAUCUUCAAACACAUAAUCAUGGUCAACUGCAGCAUGGUGGUACCUUGACACAUGCCAUCUGCCUUACGAACAGUCCCAGUCUAACUAACCGCGCGAAUCGGGGCGAGAUUCUUAACAGCGCCAGGUUCUUUGCUGCACCAGUGCAGGCUCAUCAGAAGGAAGAGAAGGACAAAGAUGGAUGUAGAUUGAAUGAGAAGAUUACUGCACCUUUCGUUCGUCUAGUCACUGAUGAAGGUCACACUGUAGUAUCAAGGUUUGAGGCUCUGGAUCGGGCUAAGCAUUGUAAUUUAGAUCUAGUGGAGGUCGAUCGAGCAGCUGAUCCACCUGUCUGCAAGAUUAUGGACUAUCAUAAAGAAACCUAUGUUAAACAUGUAAAGGAUAAAGAAAAAGCUAAGAAGAAGUCUGAUUUGACUUUAAAGAAGGGUGGUUGCAAGGAAGUCCGGUUUCACUGUAAAACUGAACAAAAGGAUCUGAAGACUAAAGCAGAUACAAUUAAGAGAAUGAUGGACAAAGGAUAUCGGGUUAAGUGUAUGGCAGUGGGCAGUGGUUCUGAGAAUGAGAAACUGGGAGAGGUGCUGGCACAUUUUUCUUCCCUGAUAGAAGAUGUUGGGUUAAUAGAGAGCGGUCCCCAUGUGGAAAAGAAGCAGGCAUAUAUUGUCGUCAGGCAUGCCAAGUUUGGGCCAUUAAAGAAGGGUUCACAAAAGAAGACAGCUGCCUCUAAGGUUGGCCUUGCACUUUCAGCUAUUGAUGACGAUCAAGAAUGUGGAGUGGAGGAUACUGAAGCUGUUGGGGAUGAAGAUGGCAGCAUUACAGAAGAUUUGACUGAUGAAGAUGUGGAAGAUACGUUUGACAGGAGGGCUUUCGAUGAGGGUAGAACCGCCAUUAACCAGCCAGUGGAGAGAGAAAACAAUAGGUACAGACGAGAAUCACCACCACCACCCCUACCAGUGACUGCAUCUUCAUCACCUGCGGCGGAGAGAGAAAAUAGGUACAAACGAGAAUCACCACCACCACCACCACCAGUGACUGCAUCUUUAUCGCCUGCAGCGGAGAGAGAAAAUAGGUACAGACGAGAACCGCCACCACCACCAGUGACUACAUCUUCAUCACCUGCAGUAGAAAAUAGGUACAGACGAGAACCGCCACCACCACCAGUGACUGCAUCUUCAUCGCCUGCAGUAGAAAAUAGGUACAGACGAGAACCUCCACCUCCACCGCCACCACCAGUGACUGCAUCUUCAUCACCUGCAGUAGAAAAUAGGUACCAAAGGGAGACCACACCACCACCAGUGACUGCAUCUUCAUCACCUGCAGUUGAAAAUAGGUACAGAAGGGAGACCACUCCGCCGCCACCACCGUCAUGGCGAGCAGCACCUUCUGUUGUGGGAGAAAAUAGGACUAAUUAUAACAGAAGAGAACCACCACCACUGCCACCCCCAGCCCCACAAUUUAAAAUGAAUCCUUCCCUGCAUCCACCUCCAAGAAGCUCAUCAGAUUCCAAUUUCUUGAAUACUAAUAAUAGGUCUUCUCCAUCAGGUGGUACUCAUAGUAGAUCUCCACCCUCAGAUUAUAGUACCUUCAAUAUCCCAAAAGCUGAAAAUGCUCCUGCAGAAGGGAAUGUAGCAGGAGUUUAUAAUAGAUACAAGAAAGAAAAUAGGGGUAGUUCUGCAAGAUAUUCAACGGACCCUUAAAAGGCAGGGAAAGUGAUUACACUUAUUUGUUAACUGUGGAAACUCAACAAUGGAUUGCUGAGGUCUCUUCCAUUUGAGAAGAUCAGAAAAUGCGGUUUAGAAAUUUGUUAAUAAUUGAUUCUCUUAUCAUGUCCUAAAAUAAUUGUGCCGCUUAUACUACAUUGAUUUACGAUUUGUUUUGAUGUACUUGCUUCUUCAUUUUAUUUGCGUUUCACAAUUU